AUGGUCUCUGGAUCUUUGAAAGAUCGAAUUGCUAAAUUCAACAACACGACUGCGCCACCUCCCAUCCCAAAAGCUCAUUUUUCGCAUUCGCAACCCUCUAACCGAGGUGGUUUAGUUGGAAACAGAAUCCCAAGUUUAGAUCCCAAGACAGCAGGCAUGAUCAAUUCUGGAGGCUCGGGUGGUAAUAGGAGGAUAUCAGAGAAUCGAGGCCUAAUCGGAAAUAGGAUCCCAAGUAUGGGGAGUAAUGGGAAUAUAGCUUUAGCAGGUCAAUCGACUGGUUCUUCAAAUCUUGGUGUAAUACCUUCUCCUACAGGUACAAGUACAGGAACAUCAAUCAUACCUAAGGUGACUACCUCUACAGAAGGUACUGGCACUACCAGCGUUGGUACGGUAGCAAGAUCAUCGAGUCCUUCAGGAUCAAUCAAUUCAAGUGCAGCAACUGUAGAAUCAUCAACUUCACCCAUCACAUCAAGAUCAUCUUCCCCUCCUACUUCACCAGGUGCCGGAGUUCCAAACUCUUGGUUAUCAGCCACUCUACCCUCCUUGGAAGAAGGUGGUCCAGGUGCAGCUACACCUUCAUCGACGAGGGCCGAUGCCGGAGAUGCAGUUUCGGAACUCUCACUCUCUGCUCCACCAACUCCGACUGCUACUGGAACUCCUCCUCUUCCAGCACCCGAAUAUGACCUCGUAGCGCCAAACCUCAAAUUAGCUACAGCCAACGCUGCGGCAGUGGCAGUCAACCCAAUGGUGAGAGGUUUAUCGGCUCAAUCGGGUGCUGGAAAUACGUUUGCACCAAGUAUAUCGUCAUCCCUUGCCACCCAAUCAAGAGGCAGUGAGGAAGAGACUCAAAUGAUGCAAGAUGUCAGCGGGGUUUCAACCCCAAUUGGAACACCUCGAGCAGCCAGAAGAGAGCUUGGCGAAGGGAGUGUUAUGGGUGAAGGGAGUGUUAUGGGUGAAGGGAGUGUUAUGGGUGACAAUGAUGUGGAAGACCUGAGCAGUAGGUUAGAAGGAUUGGGGGUGAAUAGAGGUCAAAAAGAAGAAACAGAGCAUACAGCCGGACCUCCAGAAGAGAAUUUGUCUCCUCGUGAAGAGGAUGAUACCUCAAGCGAUAUUGCUGAACCAUCUGCAUCCCUUCAAGAAGACCUUGAAACUCCCACACCUAUGCCUGGCGAUGAAGCGGACCCCAACAAAGCUUCGGAUCUCGAAGCACUAAAAGCAGGGAAGCUAUCACCUUCUCCAGAACAAGGCCUAACCAAAGGGGACCUGAUAUCUGAGAGUCAACCUGAUACAUUCCAUUCUUCCGAAAAGCAUGAUCCCAACUCAGCUGUUGAUCUUGACGAUCUCAAAGCUGGAAAUCUCGGUUCAGCCGCUAGAUUCAAACCCAAAUCCCAAAACGGCCCGCAACAAGAUAUUGCUCAAGACGUAGGCUUGGAUCUACCUGCAAAUGCAAUGGUCGGUGAUGCAUUUACCCAUAACCUAGGGGAACAUGAGAUAUCUCCGUCAGAAGUAAAAGUACAAGGAGGAGAAGCUGGAAAGACUUUGGAGGAAUAUGAAACUGCCGAUGAAAUCGUUGAACCUGGAGAAGAGUUCAAUGAAGGUCAAAAAGAUGCACCUCGUCAACAACCUGUUGUGGUCGGACCCGGUGAACCAGAAGCUAAAGAAGGUGGUCAUCGUGGUACCACAGGAAGUACACAAUGGUUUGAAGAUGAACACAGACCGCAAGAUCAAGAAGGAUCGGAGCAGAAUCGUGAAGAUCGCGACUUACAGAAUCCUACCUGGAAAGGAGAUGAUAGUAAGACUGCGAAGGAUGAUCCUUAUAAACCAGAAGAAAAGCCUCCUACCCUACAAGAAGCCGCCAGACCUAUCGGUGAUGUGGUGAAGGAUGAUAGAGAAAAGGCGAACGCGGGAGAUCAUGAUGGACAGGUUCAAUCGAACGAUAAACCUACGCAAGACGUGGAAACAGAUGGGCCAGAAAGCAGAGACGAUCGCACGCCAGACGUCGAUCCUCUUGAAGUAGAUUCAACUGCUACUGAAAACGUUGCUACCGAGCCCACCCGACCGACCGAGAUCGAAGUCCCAAUAACUCCAGUCCCUGUUGAGGCAAACGGCAACUUCGAAUCUGACGUCAAGACUCCUAAAGAAGAGAAGAUGCAGUCUCCCACGACACAUGGAGAUGUUGACACUACACCGAGUGCCGAAGAGUUGGAGCUCAAAGUUGAUCAACCUGCAGUGUUAGCUGUCGGCGCCGAGGUGAACAAAGAAGAGAUUAUAGCAUCCCCUUCUGGACCUGUUCAGCUUCACCUGGAACCGGCACCUGUCUCUCAACCUGCGUCAGCCGAAGAACCUUUCUACACCGCUAAAGAGGCCAUUGACGAAGACAAAACACCUGAAGCCACAUCUGAACGUCAAGCACCUUCGUUCCCCGAUCCACCAACAGCUGAUCCCGACGUGGAGGACCCUAUUACUACACCAAUCGGCCUGGAUUUACCUGCUAGUAAGGACAAUCUUCAAGGAGCUGCAAGCAAUGUCACUACGCCGAUCGAUGAGACAUUCCUGAAGUCCUUCCCAACUGUACCUGAUGAAGAGAAACCCAGAGUCGAGGUACAUGUAUCAUCUCCUGCUGUCACACCUCAGAAGCCAACUUUCACACCUAAAACCCAUGACGAUCAAGAUGAUGCCGAAAACGAAAUAAGUAUCCCCAGAGAUUAUCCCACCACUCCAGUCGCAAAUAUUCCUGGCAAAAGCAAGUCGCUUUCGAAUCCCAGGUUGUCAGUCGAUCAAAGUCAGACCGAGGAUUACUCAUCUUCAUCUCUAGAUAAUGAUGAUGGAGAGGAUAUAGAUGCUACACCACAAGCUACUAGACCUUCAUCCAAAAGACUGUCAGCUAGACGAAGUCCAAAAUCUCCUCUAUUAGACGAUGAAGAUCCAGGUGAUUUCGAACAGGGAGAGGGAUGGGCUGUAGUAACAAAGUGA
This is a messenger RNA of Kwoniella shivajii, 2973 nucleotides long. RefSeq lists its product as uncharacterized. The coding region runs from base 1 to 2973 and encodes 990 amino acids. NCBI's taxonomy places the organism in Eukaryota, Fungi, Basidiomycota, Tremellomycetes, Tremellales, Cryptococcaceae. The record is from RefSeq and is a predicted model, not a curated record. The transcript has 2 exons.